Mobula hypostoma (lesser devil ray) is the source of this 1584-nucleotide messenger RNA. It is a transcript of the gene exosc2, whose product is annotated as exosome component 2. The record is from RefSeq and is a predicted model, not a curated record. Gene Ontology annotation, molecular function: RNA binding. Gene Ontology annotation, biological process: exonucleolytic trimming to generate mature 3'-end of 5.8S rRNA from tricistronic rRNA transcript (SSU-rRNA, 5.8S rRNA, LSU-rRNA); U4 snRNA 3'-end processing; TRAMP-dependent tRNA surveillance pathway. Gene Ontology annotation, cellular component: cytoplasmic exosome (RNase complex); nuclear exosome (RNase complex). Bases 399 to 1274 code for a protein of 291 amino acids. The transcript has 9 exons. NCBI's taxonomy places the organism in Eukaryota, Metazoa, Chordata, Chondrichthyes, Myliobatiformes, Myliobatidae.
UUGAACCGCGUACUUUAUUAGAAAUGAUAAACUCUGUGCUCCCCUCAAUGGAAGAAACUCGAUGGGUUGUUUCAAACCGUUGCUCUUUUGUCAGAUGCAGUGUGUUUUCUUUUUUUUAGAAUCUAAACUUUAGAUGAUCUGAUGGGGGGGGGCUUCGAUUUGAAAGGUUAACUUCGUUUUCAUUUCCACAGGCGCUAUCUGAUCUGAGUAUUCCCAGCAUUUUGAGUUAUUUUAUUUCAGAUUUCCCUGAUCUUCCAGGUAUUUUAUUUUAUUGGUAAUUUCUGAUCCAUAAACUCUGCAAUAAUUUUAUCGUAUUUUCCGGAGAGGUACGGUUUGCCUGCAUGAAUGAUGGUGGAGAGUGAAUUACUGUUGGCGCCGGUGAUUUGCCAAUUACAAAGAUGGCGGUGGACAUUCGAUUAGCAACGGCGCGAAAGCCCGUUUCUCUAUCAACUGAAAUUAAUAAACAUCUAGUAUCACCGGGAGAUACGAUCACAACAGAUACCGGUUUUAUGAGAGGCCAUGGUACAUACAUGGAAGAUGAAAAGCUCAUUGCAUCAGUUGCUGGGGCUGUGGAACGAGUGAAUAAGCUGAUAUGUGUCAAGCCACUUCAAACAAGAUAUAAUGGAGAAGUUGGUGAUGUUGUGGUGGGCAGGAUCACUGAGGUUCAUCAGAAACGAUGGAAAGUAGAAACUAACUCCAGACUAGACUCAGUGCUCCUCCUCUCUUCUGUUAAUCUUCCUGGAGGAGAACUGAGAAGAAGGUCUGCCGAGGACGAGCUGAUGAUGAGGGACUACCUGCAAGAGGGAGACCUGAUUAGUGCAGAGGUACAAGCUGUAUUUGCAGAUGGUGCUUUGUCCUUGCAUACCAGGAGCCUGAAGUAUGGAAAGCUAGGACAAGGUACCCUGGUCCAAGUCUCUCCUUCCCUUAUAAAACGUCGUAAAACUCAUUUUCACAAUUUGCCUUGUGGCGCAGCCAUCAUCCUGGGAAAUAAUGGUUUCAUUUGGAUUUAUCCAAUCACUGAACAGAAGGAGGAUGAAGCUGGAGGAUUUGUGACUAAUCUUGAGCCAGUUUCUUUAUCGGACAGAGAAGUGAUCUCACGACUCCACAAUUGCAUCUUAGUCCUGAGUAGUCAUAAAAUGAUGCUUUACGACACCAGUGUUCUCUAUUGUUACGAGGCAUCAUUGCAUCACCAGAUUAAAGAUAUUCUGAAGCCAGAGAUAAUGGAAGAAAUAGUGAUGGAGACAAGGCAACGGUUAAUAAAUCAGGAGGGCUGAUAUCACGCACCGAUUUCAUUUUUCUUAUUUUUGUAAAAUUUUGUAAUAUAUUGUAUUUGUUGCUGGAUCAUAUCAGAACAGUUUAUCGUUAUGUACUAAUAACUAACAUUCAUUCAGUAUCUUUAAUAUAGUAAAAUUCCAGUUUAACAACACCUUGUACAGAGUUUCACAUUGACCUUUUUAAUGAGUUUCAGUUGCAAGAAAAAGUUUGUGAACUGUUUGCAGUUACCUGGUUUUCUGCAUCUUUUUCUGCACCUGCUCUGAUCUUCAUCUAAGUCACAAAAAUAAACAAACACAAUCUGCCUAAAUG